Messenger RNA from Cajanus cajan (pigeon pea), 2631 nucleotides. RefSeq names its product protein RETICULATA-RELATED 5, chloroplastic. The record is from RefSeq and is a predicted model, not a curated record. Lineage: Eukaryota; Viridiplantae; Streptophyta; Magnoliopsida; Fabales; Fabaceae.
GAAAGAUUGUGCAGUCAUGUAAGGCUGAAAAUAAAGGAAUGCUAGUUUAUGUGUGGCUGUGGCUGUGCCACAAACAUUUGUCAAUGAUUCAAGCCAAAAUCAGUAUGAAGCCCCACACACAGCCUUCUUCCCUCACGCACGUGCCUUACUUCCGCUCCACCACUGCCGCACGUGCCACUCCUCAUGACGCCGCCGCCGCCCUCCAUUUCCGCCGCGCCUCGCCUGUCAAGCGCCGCCGCAUCAACCUAUCCGUCCGCCAUUCCAGCCGCGUCACCGCGGCUUCCCAGCCGUGCCGUUCCAACGGCGACGAGCCUCCUGCUCGGAGCAGCCGGCGAGGGGUUCUGAUGGCGCCGUUCCUGGCCGCCGGCGCGUCGAUUCUCCUCUCGGCGGCGGCGAGAGCAGAGGACAAGUCGGCGGAGCCUCCUCCGGCGCCGAAGCCGGAGGAGGAGGAAGUGAUAACGUCUCGGAUUUACGACGCGGCGGUGAUAGGAGAACCGUUGGCGAUAGGAAAAGAGAAGGGGAAAGUGUGGGAGAAGUUGAUAAACGCUCGGGUGGUGUAUUUAGGGGAAGCGGAGCAGGUUCCCGUUCGAGACGAUAGGGAAUUGGAGCUUGAGAUUGUGAAGAAUUUGCAGAGGCGAUGCGUGGAGAAGGAGAAGCGUUUGUCUCUGGCGCUCGAAGUCUUUCCCUCUAAUCUUCAGGAACCGCUCAAUCAGUAUAUGGAUAAGAAGAUAGAUGGAGAAACCUUGAAGUCUUAUACGAUACAUUGGCCUCCUCAAAGAUGGCAGGAGUAUGAACCUAUUCUGAGCUACUGUCGCGAAAAUGGAAUUCAUCUUGUUGCUUGUGGUACUCCACUGAAGAUCUUGAGAACUGUCCAAGCAGAAGGAAUUCGUGGCCUUACAAAGGAUGAACGUAAACUAUAUGCACCUCCAGCUGGUUCAGGCUUCGUAUCAGGCUUUACUUCUGUCUCACGUAGAUCUUCAGUUGAUAGUACUCAAAAUCUGUCUAUUCCUUUUGGUCCAAGCUCAUACCUUGCUGCACAGGCUAAAGUAGUUGAUGAGUAUUCAAUGUCCCAGAUUAUCUUACAAAACGUACUUGAUGGAGGGGCCACCGGGAUGUUAAUAGUUGUGACUGGUGCAAGCCAUGUUACAUAUGGAUCUAGAGGAACUGGAGUGCCAGCAAGAAUUUCAAGAAAAAUACAAAAGAAAAACCAAGUAGUUAUAUUACUUGACCCUGAAAGACAAUUCAUUCGCAGAGAGGGAGAAGUUCCUGUUGCUGAUUUUUUGUGGUAUUCUGCUGCCAGACCCUGCAGUAGAAAUUGCUUUGACCGUGCUGAGAUUGCUCGGGUUAUGAAUGCUGCUGGGCGGAGGCGAGAUGCCCUCCCACAGGAUCUCCAAAAGGGAAUUGAUCUUGGUUUAGUAUCACCAGAGGUGUUGCAGAACUUUUUUGAUCUAGAGAAGUAUCCUCUAAUUUCAGAACUCACUCACCGUUUCCAGGGUUUCAGGGAAAGAUUGUUGGCAGAUCCCAAAUUCUUGCAUAGAUUGGCCAUAGAAGAAGCUAUAUCAAUAACAACAACAUUAUUGGCACAGUAUGAAAAGCGGAAAGAAAAUUUUUUCCAAGAGAUUGACUAUGUUAUUACAGACACUGUCAGAGGAUCAGUUGUUGAUUUCUUUACUGUGUGGCUUCCUGCACCAACUUUGUCAUUCCUUUCAUAUGCUGAUGAGAUGAAUGCACCUGACAACGUUGGUUCUCUAAUGGGACUUCUUGGCUCCAUCCCAGACAAUGCAUUUCAAAAGAAUCCAGCAGGAACAAACUGGAAUCUCAAUCAUAGAGUUGCAUCAGUUGUAUUUGGUGGGCUAAAACUUGCUAGUGUUGGAUUUAUUUCAAGCUUAGGAGCUGUGGCUUCAUCAAAUUCUCUAUAUGCAAUUCGUAAAUACCUUAAUCCAGAAGUUGUCACUGAACAACGGAUUAUGAGGUCACCAAUACUCAAAACAGCAGUUGUAUAUGCUUGCUUUCUCGGAGUAUCUGCAAAUCUCCGUUAUCAGAUAAUUGCUGGGAUCGUGGAGCAUCGAAUUUCUGAACAGUUUUCUUCCCAAACAUUCCUUGUAAAUAUGCUUUCUUUUGUAGCUCGGACAAUCAAUUCCUAUUGGGGAACUCAGCAAUGGAUUGACCUAGCGCGCUUUACUGGCCUUCAAGUUAGAAAGACAGAGUUACCGACAUCAGAUUCUCCGAAUCAUGCUGCAAUUUUAUGCAACGAAACAGAAGAAGCUAGCAUUGAUGAGAUAAAAAAUGAAUGAGGUGAAAAUAUCUUGCGACAUUUUUUCUUUGUAAUUUAUAUUAUUCUUGAAAAGCUGGUAAAUAGGCACAAAGGAAUAGGUUAUUGUUUACAUGAUAGUAUCUUUCUCUCCCUCUCUGAAUGAACCUGUUCACAAUUCCAUUACAGCUCAAUUGUAUACGUUCUGAUAUGUCCAGUUUGGUGAAUGUAAUAUUUUUCUUUUAAAUUUAAGAGGAAUAAAUAGAGGUGUUUCAAAUCGAAACCAAUUUAAGUUAUUAUACUCUCAGCUUAAGGGAUAUAUCUCUUUGUAAGUCUUGAUAAAAUGGUAAUAAAAAGAUAACAGGAGCAAUUGUAUUUAA